GACUGGGCAGGGGCGGCAUAUCGGUUUGCGCCAGAUAUCUGUGCUGUACAGUCUCCUUCAGCUCGCCCUCCAACCCUUUCGGAUCUCCGUGGCUGCUCAGCGCUGGGUUCAGUUAAUUUAACUUAUUGAAGUCAAUCCACAUAUCCAUCUAUUAGCAGACAAUGGCAGUCCCCCCAGCUUACGCCGAUCUUGGAAAAUCUGCCAAGGACAUCUUUAACAAGGGAUAUGGCUUUGGUCUGGUGAAACUUGAUGUGAAGACAAAAUCAGCCAGUGGAGUGGAGUUCAAGACUUCAGGUUCCUCCAACACCGACACCAGCAAAGUGGUGGGCAGUCUAGAAACGAAAUACAAGAGGUCUGAGUACGGCUUGACCUUUACUGAGAAAUGGAACACUGACAACACUCUAGGAACAGAGAUCACCAUUGAAGACCAGAUUGCAAAAGGGCUGAAGCUGACUUUUGAUACAACUUUCUCACCAAACACAGGCAAGAAAAGUGGAAAAGUCAAGACAGCCUACAAACGGGAAUAUGUCAAUUUGGGCUGCGAUGUUGACUUCGACUUUGCUGGUCCAACUAUCCAUGCCGCUGGUGUGGUUGGUUAUGAAGGAUGGCUUGCUGGCUACCAGAUGUCCUUCGAUACAGCCAAGUCCAAGAUGACCCAGAACAACUUUGCUGUAGGCUACAAGACUGGUGACUUCCAGCUGCACACUAAUGUUAAUGAUGGCUCAGAGUUUGGUGGCUCGAUCUACCAGAAAGUGAGUGAUAAGAUGGAGACGGCGGUGAACCUGGCCUGGACCGCAGGCAGUAACAGCACACGCUUUGGUAUCGGUGCAAAGUACCAGCUGGACAAGGAUGCCUCCAUUAGUGCCAAAGUGAACAAUACCAGCCUAGUGGGUGUUGGAUACACACAGACUCUGAGACCAGGUGUGAAGCUGACCCUGUCUGCCCUGGUUGAUGGAAAGAGCAUCAAUUCAGGUGGCCAUAAGCUGGGUUUGGGGCUGGAGCUGGAAGCCUAGAAGUCCUGCACUCGCUCACAUCAGGGACAAGGGAAUAUCAGAGGAAUCUGGCCUUAAAUCUUAACCAGCAGGGGAAUUCUGGAUGGGAAGGGAUGUGUUCAAAGACUCCAACAAAUAUGACCAUUUUUAGUAACCAUUGCAGUACUGCUCAUUCUUUCCCCCUGUGGUGUCUGUUUUUUGGUUAAUAGUGUUCCUAAACAUAGUCACUUAUUGGUUCUGCUGCUAAAUUUGAUUUCUUAUCUGAAACUCACACUCCGUUGGCUAUUUAAUGAUCUCUACUUGCAUACCAAUGUGUAAUUAAGUCUGCAUGUUGAAUUUUCUCUGCAGUAAGUUAUUGAGGUAUUGGGAGAAUGUGAUGCUUGUUUACCUAGUAUUCCUUAGUCAUCUAAACAUAAUGUGUGCAAACAUUAACUACAUUUUAAAGUUCAUAUCUGCUUAUUUAAACAAUGCUUUUUUUUUUUUUUUGGUCCACAUACACAGAAAAUACUUGCUCCAUAGUACCAUUUGUCAGCCACUAGGAUUUGAGAUGCACUUGUACUUGAAACCUGCCCUUAAACUGAGCAGUUUUUGGGUGGCCUAAAUGGAUGAAUGAAAGCGAUUUAAGAACCAGUUUGGGAGUAUGGCUGGCUUUGUGUUUUUUUUUUGGUUUUUGGUUUGUUUUUUUUUCUCUGCAAAGAUGACUAGGUGAAGCUUAAGGUAAUGCCAAAAUGGAUGUGAGUUCAGUAUCUAAAGCUUUUAGUCUCACCAUUAUGAACCUGACUUGCUGAGGUCAUGUGUGCACAAAACCAUAGAGGUCCUUGUGUGUGUAAACUUUUCAAUAAAGUCUUUGAGCCCCGUU
Molecule: messenger RNA, 1851 nt
Organism: Silurus meridionalis
Lineage: Eukaryota; Metazoa; Chordata; Actinopteri; Siluriformes; Siluridae
Gene: vdac2
Product: voltage-dependent anion channel 2
Exons: 9
Coding region: 162-1013 (283 amino acids)
Biological process (GO): monoatomic anion transmembrane transport
Cellular component (GO): mitochondrial outer membrane
Molecular function (GO): voltage-gated monoatomic anion channel activity
Source: RefSeq, a predicted model, not a curated record